Molecule: messenger RNA, 657 nt
Organism: Leishmania major strain Friedlin
Lineage: Eukaryota; Euglenozoa; Kinetoplastea; Trypanosomatida; Trypanosomatidae
Product: putative cytochrome b-domain protein
Exons: 1
Coding region: 1-657 (218 amino acids)
Cellular component (GO): membrane; intracellular membrane-bounded organelle
Molecular function (GO): heme binding
Source: RefSeq, a predicted model, not a curated record
AUGCCGACAUUCUACACCAGGGAUCAGGUGGCGGAGCACAACAAGAAGAAGAGUGGCUGGCUCAUCAUCAAUAACGGCGUGUACGAUGUGAGCGAUUUCUACGACGACCACCCUGGAGGUCGCGACAUUCUUCUCGCUCACAUCGGCACCGAUGCCACGGAGGGCUUCGAGGCGGUAAACCACAGCAAGGGAGCCGUGCGCAAGCUAGACAAGCUCAAGGUUGGAGAGCUGCCCGAAAACGAGCGUCGCCGCUACAUCUCCAUGGAACAGGUCGCUGCGAAAAAGUCGGCUGACAGUGCGUGGUUUGUCAUCAAUAACAAGGUGUACGAUGUCACCCCGUUUCUGGACCUGCAUCCCGGUGGCCGCGACAUCUUGCUCUACAACGCCGGCGGCGACGCGACGCAGGCCUUCACGGACAACGGGCACAGCGAUACUGCGUAUGAAAUGAUGGGCAAGUACGUCGUUGGCGAUGUGGAGCCGAGUGAGCGUAAGACGCUCGUCAACCGGAAGGCCACACGCACGACGCAGGCAGCUACGACGGAGAUGGUUUGCGUGAAGAGCGAGAACGCAUCCCUUCUUGCCCACAUUCAAGAGCAGCUGAAGCUGCUCAUGGCUCUGGCGCUAUUCGUCAUCGCGGGCGUCUUCCUUCUCAGCUAG